UUGAAUUUAGAAUGUAGACAUAUAUAUAUAUAUACGUGUAGGUGGGUUGUGUUUCUUUUGUCUGCUUGUAAACAGUCACUGAGGAUCGAAACAUCUUAUAGAAAUGGACUCGUCUCUCACGGACAGAGAAGGUUAACACACCGUCACCAUUGUUCGUGUCAAAGGAACUCGGAGAUCAUGUCAGCAAUCAAGAUUGCCCUGCAGCAGAGCCAGAAGAGUAGCAGGAGGAAAACCUCUGAAGCCAUGUCAGCAGAUGUGUCGCCAGACUCCAAGUGUCCCAUCUGCUUGGACAUGUUUAACAACAUUUCGUACCUGGACCUCUGCCUGCACAAAUUCUGUUUCCGUUGUAUUCAUGAGUGGUCCAAGAACAAAGCAGAGUGCCCUUUAUGCAAACAGCCGUUUAAUUCAAUCUAUCACACUAUAAAAUCAGAGCAAGACUUUAAAAAGUAUGACUUGCAGCCAGUGAACAAUGGCUCCUUUGGUUCUUUUGGGGGGGUGCGGUUUAGAUACCGCACAACUCUCACUGGAGUCCACCGAUCGAUGAGUGGAAGGACCUCGCCACCUCCAGACAAUGGAGUAAUGUUCGAAGCCUCAACAAUCCCUCCCCAACAACCUCAGGACCGUUACGUCCGACGCAUGAUGAUGAGGCUGGCGGCCAAGCGUAAAGCUGCGAGUGAAGGUAGAGCAGUGAACAGCGUCCGAGAACAGGAAAUGGUUAACUUCAGGAGGGAGCUGUAUCGGCAAGGAGUUAGGGUCCGGACUGUUCGGGAUGGCGGCCGCUCGCGAGACACCUCAGCUGAGUUCUACAGAACAAAUCCUGCCUGCCUACAUAGACUGAUCCCCUGGGUAAAGAGAGAACUCAGUGUGCUGUAUGGGUCCCACGGUUCUUUGGUAAACAUAGUUCAGCACAUCAUCAUGUCACGCAUUACACGUUUCGACAUGGAAGAUGGAGCUAUUCAGGAAGAGCUCAGGCCAUUCAUCCAGGGGCGCACAGAGCACUUUCUGCAUGAGUUCAUCAACUUUGCAAAAUCCCCCUUCCAUUUGGAGGCAUAUGACCAGCAUGCUGUGUACGACUGCCCAGCCGCUUCCUCGAAUGAAGACAGCAGCUCCAACUCAUCUGUGAUAGCAAUUUCAGAGGACGAGGAACUCACAAUGGAUUUGGAUCCCCCGGGAGAAACCCUGUCUACUCUGAGGGACUCUGUGUGGGAUGAUGAGACUCCUGGACCUUCAUAUUCUACGACAGCAGAGCAGAGCCGGGCAGAGCAUCUGUCAGUCAUCGACUCAGACUCUGACACCAGCUUAGAGGAGGAGACACGAGAGUUUGAUGCUUCUCCACUGCAAAUGCACCCCCAUAACAAAACAGACAUGACUCGGGGUGAAGUUAACAAACAAGGGGGUUUGUCUCCUGACGACUGUGUCAUCGUAGGCUUUGUCAAGCCCACAGUAGAGAGGACUCCUGAGCUGGUUCAGCUCUCCUCAGACUCUGAUGAGUUUGACUGUGAAGAUACAGAGGAAGUGCCUCGUUUACCUCAACACAUCCGCUUCUCCAGUGCCAGUCCUCCUGCUUCGCAGAGCUGUGAUCCAAGAGGUGCUGGACAGUCAGAGAAUGUAGAAAUGGACCACAGUCAUCAGUUUGAUUCAAAAGUAAUAUGUAGCUCGCCGACAUCUAGCAGACACAAGACAUCCAGGAAGUCAGACAGAAAAGAUAGAGAUGGAGGUUCUGAUGGUAAUGAGAGGUCCAGGGAGCGACACUGUUCAAAGGACAGAGACCAGAGGAGAAGAAGGAGGUCAAGUAGUAGAGAGCGCAGGCACAACAGCGGGAGGCUGGUGAUCUCCCAGAGCAGCGUCAACACGCUCUCCAGGGGAAGAGAUUAUCCCUACAACAGCGGCAGAGACUCAAAAUUGGACUGUAGUUCUAAAAGGAGAGACAAUUAUCAGAGCGAUCAGUCUUAUAGACAUUAUGGCCAGGAGAGAAAUGACAGUGGGACGCAUUAUACAGAGAGGCGGUCUUACUAUUACAGUAGUCACAAAUACUCAGAUAGGUACACAUACUCUCGCUCCAGGAGCCACAGCAGAGACUCAGUGAGACGGGAUAGGAGGCAUUCAAGAUCUUUUUCCAGCAGUCGCUCUCCUUCAGCAAAAAGUAAAUCCCACCAUGACAAGCCUGGUGGAAAGAGAAAGUACAAAACAAGACAUUUGGAGGAGCCAUCUAAAAACACGCUUUCCAACUCUGGCUGUGAAGGAGACGCCUCCGCACCAUUAACAAAACACAAGAAAAAGAGCAAAGAGAAGCAUCGGAAAAAAUCCAAAGAGAGGUCGAGAAAGACGAGCAGGAGCUUGAGUGUUGAGCUCAUCAAUGAGGAUCACGCACACGAGCGAAGCAAACGGCAUCACAAAAAAAAGAAGAAACACAAGAAAAAAAGCAAAAAGCACAGGAGUGAUGAGCGCACGGAGAAGCGAUCGCCCACCAUCAUCACCAUUGACAGUGACAGUGAUUCUUUUGCUAAUGACGUUGGUACCCAGGCCUGCAGCACUAAUAAAGACAAUGCUAUUGACAGUAUCACAGAUGACCCAGUUGACCCCACCGCUCUGACCUCUCUGUCAUAAUUAGGUGGAAGUCGCUGUGUUUGGUGGGAGCCAAUGGAUUCACUCAUCUAUUAUGUGGUAGCAGUAUUUCAUAAACGGAGGAUAUGGGGUUUACACAUAUCAAUUUAAUACCACCACCACGUUUUGACUUCUCAUUGGACACUACAUGUGACGCACACAAAUGUGUGUUGACCUGAACGGGCACAUUGGACAAAUAUUACAUUUUUCAUUCUUGACUGUUAGCGAUCACCUAAAAUAGUGCUAUUUGAUGUGCAUGGUGCCACUUUUUUAACAAGACAUGAUGGAAUCAGAUUAGGAGUCACUUUUUCAAGUGUCAAUCCUUACUCUGGAAAUUCAUUAUCUUAAAUGCAUUGUAUUUUGAAAGUGCUCUCAGGGAUAAAUUGAAUACAGUGAUGUUUUUGGUUACAAUAAUUUGAAUAUAUCAUAUCUUCAGAAAACAAUUUCUACUUGCAGCUCAUGGAGAGCAACAAAUUAUCAUCAGAUGGUGUUAAGAUUUCUCUUUUCUAUUGUAUUUUAUUUAAAAAUAAAAUGUAAAAAGCAAA
Messenger RNA from Hippoglossus stenolepis (Pacific halibut), 3149 nucleotides. It is a transcript of the gene toporsa, whose product is annotated as topoisomerase I binding, arginine/serine-rich a. Gene Ontology annotation, biological process: protein polyubiquitination; protein monoubiquitination. Bases 178 to 2607 code for a protein of 809 amino acids. Lineage: Eukaryota; Metazoa; Chordata; Actinopteri; Pleuronectiformes; Pleuronectidae. The record is from RefSeq and is a predicted model, not a curated record. The transcript is spliced from 2 exons. Gene Ontology annotation, molecular function: ubiquitin protein ligase activity.